AUGGAUGUGGAGGAGAGUAGCGGGCAGCUUUUGCUGAAAAUAGAGACACUCUCCUCGGAUCUAGACUCACUAGCGUCUAAGGCAAUUUCGAAAUCAUCUGCGCCCUCCGAUGUGGAGAUGUGUAUUGUUCCUGAGGAACGGUUUCAGUCCCCAGUCACACCGCUGUUGGACUCUGUCUAUUCUGGACAGACCAAAGGUUCCCGAUCUAUCACGGAGAUAAAACCUGUGCAAGGCGAUGCUACGGGAGAUGAAACUCUAGUAGCUGAAAAUACUACUGAGGCUGCGACAUCCGUUCGGCACACGACAUCCAAAGGAAGGAAAUCGGCAGUGCGAUCUCCAUCUGAACCGGAACUUCGCUCUCCACUGCCCUCCAAGCGAUGCCGUUUCGGUUCGCCUGCUGGAGAUGAAGAGCCUUUGUCCACUGUCGCCACUAAGCGAAAGAGUAGGGAGUCAAGUUCAAAAAUUGCUAAGACAGCACACUUUGCUCAGCCAUUAACUAUACAGGAAUCUCGGACGACUUUGGAUAAGUCUUCUGAAUCUUCGAUUGCCGCUGCUACUAAUGAAGAUGCUUUGAAAGGCUCCUACGGAAAUUCGAGCAUUAUGACUGAGGAAUCGGAUGAUACUGUUGGGGUGAUGGAGGUACAAGCCCCAAAAUCAUCGGCUCACCCUCCCAAAAUAUCUACCUCAGCUGUUGAUGUCGCUGCUGAUGAUGCUGUCACUUCUACAGCCGCGUCCACCAGCGCGGUAUUUGUGAAGCCGGUGUCUCAGAAUGCCUCUACACCAACUGCGUCAGUUCCUACCGAAAGUCGCUUGGGACGUUAUCGCAACACUCCGUGGCCAAUAGGUCUGUCGAAGCCCUGGCUCUCUCGGCUUGGUUGGGGCACAGCAUCAAAGACCCCGUCAACUACUGCCAAUACGACUAACAUGGUAACCGUCACUAACAUGACAAAUUCGAAUCUAUUGCAUCAGCCGCAGCCAUCUCGGCUCUCAGCGAGGGCGUCGGUGGGGAUGGGGAAGCUUAAAAGUGUCACAGUUUCGACCGCUCCUUCACUGGUUAAACAUGCUAAACCGCCCUCAGUUGUUACUGACUCCGCGCCGCGAUUACCAACGCAGUCACAGUUGAACAAAGUCUCAUGCGCUAGUAAAGCUAAAUUCUCGGUGAUUGGGGAGAAGGAAAUCAGCAUUAAUCAUCGAUCAAGCAGCUCUAUGGCAGCGAGUGUACUGUCUCGAAGGGCUGCAACGGGGCCGCUACAGACACAGUCGGCGACGAAGCUGUUGCCGAGGGAUGUGGCGGAGGACGAUCGGCGGACCAGAGCGAUGGCAGAUUUGACGGCGAAGGAACAACGCCAUCGGGAGUUUAUGGAGAAGCGGGCCCUGGAACGCAAAGCCAAAGUGAAGGCCGCUAACGAGCACCGUAUGGCUGUCCGCGCCAAUGCAGAACGUGAAGCUAAGGAGAAACAGGCCGCCGCGACGAGACGGAUGGAAGCGGAGAGAUUGAGGCUGCAGAAAAUUGCGAUAAAGGUCAAGAUACAGCCGCCUAAGACAGCAGCUAUCGCCAGCCACCAGCGUACGAGUCAGUCGGUCAAGCAGCUGCCGUUCUCAUCAGCUUCUGCCAACACAGCUGCGGCGGCAUUUACCACAGCCACCACCAACAGCUCCAAUUACAUGAAGAACUUUGAUCUCGCCAAGGUUGCCCCACCACUUCCACCCCAUGCCACCGCGGUUAACAAACCGCAGGCGCUCCCGUCACAGCCUGCUGCCAAGAUGCAAGUCCUCGUUUGCUCUUACUUCAUCAUCCCCAUCUGUCCCUUUGCACGAUUUAUGGUGCGCCAAAUCUACAAUGGAAUAGUGAAUGCCGAAGAACAGUGCAAGGCUCACCAAGUGUUUCGACUGGCCACUUGCGAACACAGCCUGAGUAGGUGCAUCGUGGAUAUGGAGGGGGGCGGCGAAGUGCGAUUGCUGAAUGCGGGUAAAUGCGAAUCGGAUUGGCGAAUGUCGGAGGAGUGGACAUCGUGGGCUGUCAUCACCGUCGGUUUCAUCGUGACAGUCACAGCAUGCGUCAGGACUGCAAGCUCUUCUGUCGAGGCCUCAAACGUAUCACCACUUUCAAGGUCACAAAGAGCCUCGUAG
This is a messenger RNA of Echinococcus granulosus, 2130 nucleotides long. RefSeq lists its product as hypothetical. The record is from RefSeq and is a predicted model, not a curated record. Lineage: Eukaryota; Metazoa; Platyhelminthes; Cestoda; Cyclophyllidea; Taeniidae. The coding region runs from base 1 to 2130 and encodes 709 amino acids. The transcript has 8 exons.